AGCGCGCUUAGGGAGGCGGCGCCUACGGCCCGAGCCCUUCCGGCCUGGCGCGGCCUAGUCCCGCAGAAAGCGCCGCGCCGCCGCCCGGGGAUGCUCCUGCUGGCCCUGGGCGACCCCGGGAUGGAGCCGGCCCGGCCCGCGCUGGUCAUCCGCAUCCGCAUCCCGGACGGCGGCGGCGCCGUGGAUUGGACCGUGCACCCCGCGCCGCAGCUGCUUUUCCGGGACGUGCUGGACGUAAUCAGUCAGGUUCUUCCUGAUGCAACGACAACAGCUUUUGAAUAUGAAGAUGAGGAUGGCGAUCGGAUUACUGUGCGCAGCGAUGAAGAAAUGAAAGCUAUGUUGUCCUAUUAUUACGCAACUGUAAUGGAGCAACAGGGAAAUGGACAGUUGAUCGUACCCCUGCAGAUCUACCCAAGAGCUUGCAAGCCUCCUGGGAAGAGGAACAUACAUGGCCUGAAGGUAAAUACGCGAGCAGGGUCUGCUAACAAUAGCAGUGCGGCCAUCCCAGACUCCCUUCCAAGCCAUAGUCUGAAGAAGUCCUCCGCUGAGCUGAAGAAAAUACUAGCAAAUGGCCAGGUGGAGAUGAAUGAACAAGACAUACGGUAUCGAGACAUCCUUGGGCACGGCAAUGGAGGAACCGUUUACAAAGCAAACCAUGUCCCCAGUGGGAAAAUACUAGCCGUAAAGGUGAUUCCUUUAGAUAUUACACUAGAACUUCAGAAACAGAUUAUGUCUGAAUUAGAAAUCCUUUAUAAGUGUGAUUCAUCCUACAUCAUAGGAUUUUAUGGUGCUUUUUUUGUAGAAAAUCGGAUUUCCCUUUGUACUGAAUUUAUGGAUGGGGGCUCCUUAGAUGUCUACAGAAAAAUUCCAGAACACGUCUUGGGAAGAAUAGCUGUAGCUGUUGUUAAAGGACUUACUUAUUUAUGGAGCUUAAAAAUUUUACAUAGAGACGUGAAGCCCUCUAAUAUGUUGGUGAACACAAGAGGCCAGGUCAAGUUGUGUGACUUUGGAGUGAGCACCCAGCUGGUGAAUUCCAUAGCAAAGACCUACGUCGGGACGAAUGCAUAUAUGGCACCAGAACGAAUUUCCGGAGAACAGUAUGGCAUUCAUUCUGACGUUUGGAGUCUAGGAAUUUCCUUCAUGGAGCUUGCUCUCGGGAGGUUCCCCUAUCCUCAGAUUCAGAAAAACCAGGGAUCUUUAAUGCCUCUCCAGUUACUCCAGUGCAUUGUUGAUGAGGAAUCUCCUGUCCUUCCGGUUGGGGAGUUCUCGGAGCCGUUUGUACACUUCAUCACUCAAUGUAUGAGGAAGCAACCAAAAGAACGGCCAGCCCCUGAAGAAUUAAUGGAAAGUGGAAGCUCUUUUGAUGGUUUGAGGACUCAGCAGGGCCACCUCUUUAUUGUGCAGUACAAUGACGGGAACGCCGAAGUGGUCUCCAUGUGGGUGUGCCGGACCCUGGAGGAGAGGCGCUUGCAGCAACAGGGAUCGUAGCGAGAGGAAGAGAGAUGCGCUGCCUCCCACGAGAUAGCAGCCUCUGAAAACUUCAUGGAAAAUCCAUUCCAGAGUUGAGCCUGUCAGGAUAGAGCUGGGGUCUUUUUCUUCAAGAAAUUCAACAGGUGUUCUUUGCCGCCCCCUGCCCCCCACUCUCACUGCAUUCUCAAGACAAUAAGAACAUAUAUUUUAUAAACCGAAUGUAUAUAUGUUGGCCUCCAAGUAUUUUAUACACUUUGGGGUCUUUGCUAGCUAAACAUAAGGACAUGAGCAGAAAAUGGAGGUCCUGUGGACUCAGUCAGGUGCCUGCUUUGGAUUGGGAUUUGAAACUGAACGUUAGAUGAUGGAUCGGCGAAAGAAAAUGGAUCAAGAUGAAAGAAUAUAAAAGUGUAAGCAGUAUCUGCCAAAGGGUGUGUGCUAGAUUUAUUUUUGGAACAGACAAGUGUGUGCUUGCACUAUCCCCAUACUCACUUCUAAUGUAGGACAAGGACAUUAGGAGAUUUUAGCAGAAGAUGCACAGGAGGGAAAGUUGGAUUGGGCUUUCAUUUUGCUGAUGUUUUUAUUAUGUUGAGCGGUAGAACAAUUCCGUGGGGUUGGUCUAAAGUUCAUUCGGAGGGGAAUUCUUGCCAAAACUACAGAAGAGGUGCUGCUGGCCAUGGCUGAUAGCAAAGUUGGGUCCUUUGAUUGGAAGCUUCCUUUGUUCCUAUUCAGCAAGCCUAAGAUAUACCUAAGUCACUGAUACCCCUCUCUCUCUCUCUCUCUCUCUCUCUCUCUCUCUCUCUCUCUCUCUCUCUCUCUCCCUCCCUCCCUCCCUCCCUCCCUCCCUCUCUCUCUCUCUCUCUCUCUCUGUAUCUUUCUCUCUCUCUCUCUUCCCCCAAAUGUUGCCUGAGGCUGAUGUGACUUAUCAUUCAUUAAAUGUGUAUGUUUGUUCAACCAACACCAAUGAAAGCUGCAAUAGCUAGGUUUUUAGAACACCAGGCUAAAUUGAACCUGGGCAGUUGGUGACUGAAGAUGAUCUGGGAAGCCAUACUGUCAAAAAUGGCCUAUUAACUUAGCAAGUUGUGUGAACUGUGCCAUCCUAUUAAGCUGUAAUGUUUUUAUAUGUUUAUUUAUUUGUCACACCAAUAUAUAUUCUGCCCAGACUCUUAAGUCCGUGAUGGUGAACCUAAGGCACACAUGCCACAGGUGACAUGCGUAGCCAUAUCAGUGGGCACACAAGCGCAGCUCCUGCGCACACGUGCACACGAUGUCCAGCUGAUUUUCAGGCGUUCUGGUCCCACCAGGAGUAGGAAAAUAGGCUGCUUCCUGCCUCUGGAGGGCCUCAGGUGGUGUUGCGAGAAGGCCUCUUUUUCUCCCUCACCUGGCUCCAGAGCCUCUCUAGGAGUCUGGGGGGACGAAAACGGCCUUCCCCACCCCCCAGAGGUCCUUUGGAGGUUGAAAACGGCCUGUUUUCCAACUUCCAGUGGCACCGGUAGGCCUGUUUUUUGCUGUCCCCAGCCUCCAGGGCCUCUCUAGGAGUCUGGGGAGGGUGAAAACUUCCUGUCCCACUGCAAGUUGGUAAAUGGGCCAUUUUCUGCCUCUGGAGGACCUCCGGGGGAGGGAGAGGCUGUUUUUGUCUCCCCCCCCCCCCGACUCCUAGAAGAGCUCUGGAGCUAGGUGAGUGAGAAAAACGGGCCUACUGGGCCAUCGCGUGCCAGGAACGGAGGGGGUCGCGGGGGCGGGGUACAUAGAAUUAUGAGUGUGGGCACGCACGCACACACGCCACCCCACCCCACCCCCCCAACCCUCCUGGCACACGAUGGCAAAAAGGUUAGCCAUCACUGCUCUAGGUGGUGUACAUGGAUAAUGCAAUUUAUCUGUUUAUAUAACAUUAUGGGGGAUAGCGAUUGCGUCGUCUUACCUAGUUUAGGGUUUAGCAUCUUAGGUGAAGCUACUGCAACUGAUCGAGGUGAAAUCGAUCCAUUAACCUCACCAAAGGGAGUCAUGUGUCAAAUGGAGACCAGCUCAAAGAAGUGAGGCUGGGAGUUUUGCAGUCCUCUGAUGUUUUAACCUUCAGUAGCUACUCUGCAAGAAGAACCAAAAACAGGAAGAAGGAAAUUGUGCUGUAAUCCAGUCCACCAACAACCUCUGGACAGAGUCUAAAAGGAGUCCAGCCUUUGAUAGCAAGGAAGGUUUCUCUGCACUCUAAAACAUGGACCUGUUGCAUUUAUGGAUUGCCCUAUUCAACUUUUGUCCCACGUCUAAAUAAUUAUGACAUUAAAAGAUUAUGUUGAAAGUUUAAGAA
Ahaetulla prasina is the source of this 3772-nucleotide messenger RNA. It is a transcript of the gene MAP2K5, whose product is annotated as mitogen-activated protein kinase kinase 5. The coding region runs from base 91 to 1488 and encodes 465 amino acids. Gene Ontology annotation, molecular function: protein binding; ATP binding; protein kinase activity. The transcript has 23 exons. NCBI's taxonomy places the organism in Eukaryota, Metazoa, Chordata, Lepidosauria, Squamata, Colubridae. Gene Ontology annotation, biological process: protein phosphorylation. The record is from RefSeq and is a predicted model, not a curated record.